CUGCCGGCGGCGUGACUUCUCCUGCCGGCGGACGGGCGCCUGCUGCCGGCGCUCCGCCUGCAGCCCUGGCCUUGGCACGAUACCAGCGUUGUAUCAAGCUGCAGCUAUGGCCGCGAGUCCUGCUUGGAGCGACGCUGACAUGAUGUCCAUAUUUGUGGAUGAAAGCCUCCCACUUCAAGAGCUGGCCCUUCCGUUUCCACCGCGAGACGUGAAGGUGCGCCGAAAUGCGGAGGUCCGGGAGAUGUAUACGAUGGGAGAGGAGAUCGGCAGGGGCAAGUUCGGCAUCGUGUACCGGUGCACGGACAAGACCACCGGCCUCGUGCUGGCCGCCAAGUUUGUGGCGACGCCACGCCGCGACGAUAAACGCGACGUGGAGCGUGAGGUGGAGAUCAUGAACUACCUGCAGCACCCAGGCAUCAUCCAGAUCUACGACGCCUUCGACGGCGGCAAGGAGAUGGCGCUCGUCAUGGAACUGGUGGAGGGUGGCGAGCUGUUCGAUCGCGUGAUCGAGGACGACUACAUCCUCACGGAGAAGGCCUGUGCCAUGUUCAUGCGCCAGGUGUGUGCCGGCGUCGGCUUCAUGCACCAGAAGAACGUGCUCCAUCUGGACAUGAAGCCGGAGAACAUACUCUGUCUGUCCAAGACCGGCAACCGGAUCAAGAUCAUCGACUUUGGCCUGGCGCGCCGGUACGACCCGACCAAGAAGCUGCAGGUGCUGUUCGGCACGCCGGAGUUCGUGGCGCCUGAGGUGGUCAACUUCGACGCCAUCGGCUACCCCACGGAUAUGUGGUCUGUCGGCGUCAUCGCUUACGUCCUGGUGUCGGGUCUCAGUCCGUUCAUGGGCGACACGGACUGCGAGACGAUGGCCAACGUCACCAUCGCCAAGUACGACUUCGACGACGAAGCGUUCGACGAUGUGAGCGACGAGUGCAAGGAAUUCAUCGCCCAGAUCCUCAUCAAAGACAAGAGCAAGCGCCUGACGUCCGAGCAGGCGCUGGCGCACCGCUGGCUCAACAUGCGCGACGCGCCGGUGCCCUCCAAGGUGCGCUCGCGCCAGGCGUCGCUGGCCAGCCUGGAGGCGCCGCUCGAGGCAGCCCAGCUCAACCUGACGCAGUUCGUCGGCCGCUGGGUGGAUCAUCCGGACAGCCCGUACGCCUUCUCAGACAGCAGCGCCGAGCUGGUGCUGUCGCGCGUCGGCUCGGCGGCCUCGGUCGGCCUGUGCUCGCCGUCGGCCUGCGCCUCGCUCACCUCGCCCGAGCUGUCGGACGAGGCCGACUCGAGCAGCGAGGACGAGUCGAGCCGGGGCCUGCUGCGGCCCGAGGCGCGGCCGCGGCCGGCCGAGCACGCGCGCGUCUGCUCGCUGCGCCGCGAGGAAUCGCUGAAGCGCGCGCGCGGCCGCCUCGUGCAGCAGGCCAGCAAGGAGGAACACUACAUCAGCAUCGACGACGUGAAGACGCUCAAGCAGCAGGGCAGUCUGGACGAGAUGGUGCUGAAGGUGACGAGCUCGCCGGCCAGCUCGCGGCGGGGCAGCGUGACACAGCCGGUGCCGCGGCUGCUGCAGGAGGCGGCCGCCGACGCGGCGCGCCGCCAGACGCCGUCGCCGCUGGCUGCGCCGCCGCGCCGCGCCGGCUCACCGGGUCGACAGGCCACCGUCUGCGACCGGGUCAUGCAGGAGGCGACGACCGCGCUUGCCGACGGCGAUACGGAUCGGCGGCUGCUGACACCGUCGCCCGAACCCGGUGGCGGCCUGGCGGGUGAGCCCAACGCCCGGCGGCGUCGGUCUGCGGCUGGCAAAGAGCUGACCCCAUCACCCCGACGCCUCUCCGGGGCGGCGUCACCGUUGGCGGCCGGGGGCGAGCCCCCACCGAAGUCCAAGAGCCCCUCGCCACGCCCCGCCACCGUUCCGGGUCCAGAGGCCCGACCUCUAGGGUCUUCCGGCUCGAAGCUCUCCAUCCCGUCUCGUUCCCGGACGCCCAGCGUGACAGUGACUGGUGCUGCGGCAGAGGCUGCGCCCGGUCUUGCUGGAGAACCAGCCGGCCGUCAGCCGCCGCUGGACAGCGACGCGUCCGGCAAGUCGGCCUCCGAUGGGAAGCCGCGUAAGUCGCCGUCCAAAUCGCGCUCCCCCAGCGCUGGUCGAAGCCCACAGCCGGCGCAGAAGGGAAGCGACUCUAAACCAACGUCGUCACAAGGCGCACAGGCCGGCAAUGACUCCAAACCGGCCGCGUCACAAGCAGCACAGGUCAAAAGCGACUCCAAACCGGUUCCGUCUCCAGCAGAGCAAACUGGAAAAGCCUCCGUCGCGGCAGCCUCGCAGCCGAAACAGAGCGGGGACUCUGCGUCGCUGGAGGCGGCGACUCCGCGGCGGCGCCGGUCUAAGACGCCGACCGUGCCGGAAGCCGCGGGAGGCUCGCUGUCGCCCGAAACGGCAGGCGCAGGGCACCAGCAGACGGACAGUCAGCCAUCCAGCGUUGCUGGCGGUCAAUCGAGCCCGCUGCUGAGCCCGAUCGGUGCUCGCCGACGUCGGACAACCGACGACGGCGAGUCGACGACAGAAAAGGCUAAGCUGGGUGGAGAAAGAACGAUCCUCGUUGAUGGGCUGUCGGCAGAGAAGGCUUCGCCCGGGCGAGUUAGUCCCAGUCAGAACUUCCUGCUGGAGCCAGUGGUGCCUGGAGCCCCCUCAUCUACCUCCACAUCGGUGUCGUCUGGGAAGGAGAGUCCCGACCAGCGAGCGGUAAAGACACCGGAAGAGCGUCUUUCCAGCAGCUUCAACUCAAUGAUCAUGAAUCUAAAGCCAGUGAAAAGAGGAGCGAAUCCUGGUCCGGUGGCGACGUUGGCCGUCAAAGCUCCCGCCCUUGGUUUGGUGCAGUUGCGGAAGGUUCCCUCCUCCAAAUCUGACGUUGCACUUUCCAAGACAAGAGCCGAAGGUGAGGCAGCCCAGGUCAAACUCAAGCGCACCAGGCCAUCAGAUGCCGCACUGAGCAGUCACGGCAGCGCAAAGGAAAGGCCUACGCUGACACGGCAGAAAGCCGAGUGUGACAACGGCGUCAAGGGAAAGAAGCCACCGAAAACGAAAGAGAGAACCGAGGCCAACGACAGCGCGCUGAAGAACAGCGGUGACCAGUCCCCGGCACAACCGUCAAAAAACGGACGGCGGCCCCGCGAGCACGUGAUCCAGAUUGAGGUUCAGGGCUGCGCGGGGCCGCACGGCGCCGAGGAGCUGGACUGCGCCGGCGCGGAGCGGCCGGGAGCCGGUCUGCGCCGGCUGCGGCAGGCGCUGCGCACUCUCUCGAGCGGCUCGAGCCAGUCGGCGCCGAGCUCACCCGCCCGCCUGCGCGCCGGCUCGUGGACACGCGGCCCGACGCUGCUCGACUUCGUGGCGGCGCGACUCGAGGAGGCGGCCAGCUGGCACCGCAGCGAGCACGAGCGCUUCCGACCAUUAAGCGCCUGA
Messenger RNA from Pollicipes pollicipes, 3448 nucleotides. RefSeq names its product serine/threonine-protein kinase HSL1. Gene Ontology annotation, biological process: protein phosphorylation; intracellular signal transduction; positive regulation of apoptotic process. Gene Ontology annotation, molecular function: ATP binding; protein serine/threonine kinase activity. The record is from RefSeq and is a predicted model, not a curated record. The transcript has 11 exons. Gene Ontology annotation, cellular component: nucleus. Bases 107 to 3448 code for a protein of 1113 amino acids. NCBI's taxonomy places the organism in Eukaryota, Metazoa, Arthropoda, Thecostraca, Pollicipedomorpha, Pollicipedidae.